AUGGAUGAAGGAACCCUCGAGGCAGCCAUCAGUACCUAUGGUGCCCAGCUGCAGCAGGUGGAGACAGCCCUGUCUGCUGGCCUGGACCCUUCCCAGCAGUCAGACCUGCUCACACUGAGAGAUGACCUUUGUCAGCUGAUAGAGCUCACAGAGUCCAGCCUGGUGUCCGUCAAAAAGAGUCAGCUUCUGGCCAGCCUUGAGGAAAGCCUUGGACUGCAGGCGAACACCUCAGCGGCAGCAGCUGACACAAAUGGUGCAAAUGGCACUUUGAACAAUGAGUUUGCUGCUUUCUACUCUGAACUGGGAGAGUCGUCAGGCUCUGAUACUAGAGAGAGGGACAAUGAGAAGGAAGGUGGGGUAGAGUAUGGUGAAGAGGAGGAGGACGAGGAGGAGGAAGAUGCACUCAGUGGUACCAAAGUAAGGGCACCAUACCGGACGACAUGGGGGACACUGGAGUAUCACAAUGCCAUGGUGGUGGGGACAGAACAGGCAGACGGAGAAGAGGAUCAAGUAAGAGUGUUCUAUGUCUACCCAACCCAGAAGUCUAUGAAACCCUGUCCAUACUACCUAGAGGACAAAUGUCGCUUCCCGGAUAAUUGCAGGUUUUCCCACGGUGAUGUGGUGAAUGUGUCUGAGCUCAGAGAGUUCCUUGAGUUUGACCUCAGUAAUCUGGAAGAAGGCUCGUCCUGCUUGGCUCGACAUGACGACGGCAUCUGGUACCCUGCCAAAAUCAAAGAAAUGGACAGUGGUUUCUACAGUGUGAAGUUUGACUCGGUGCUGCUAAAAGAUGUUGUGGUCGAGGCCGACUGCAUUAUCCCGCCUUUGAGAGAGGACGACCCGCUGUCCUCUGACUCUGACCUGGACGACAUUGAAGAUGGAGACGAUGUGGCUUUUGCAAAAGUUAUGGACUCCGCUGUAGAUCCCACAGAAAUGUUGAACAGUGCACACUUUGGUGGCUGGGAGGCACAUACCAGAGGCAUCGGAUCCAAGCUUAUGCUCAAAAUGGGCUAUGAAUAUGGGAAAGGCUUAGGAAAGAUGCAGGAUGGUCGAGUAGAGCCCGUCAUGGCAGUUGUCCUGCCCAAAGGUAAGUCUCUGGACGAGUGUGCCGAGCUCACCCCGAGACGCGCCCGCAGCAAGGCCACUAAAGACGGCACGCAAUCGGGGCGCCCGAAGAGAAAGCCUCGGCGAAGGAAACCUCGGUUCGCCAAAGGAGGGCGCAAAAACGUCUUUGACUUUCUCAACAACAAGCUAGGAGGCAAGAGCACGGGUGCUGCCGAGGGGGGUGCUGCUGCUGCUCCGUCUGCAGCGACCGGGGUGGAGGCUUACAGGGGGGGGAAAAGCACCAAGAGGACUCUGAAUGUGAAGGUGUUCCAGGCUGCUGAGAGGGUGUCCCAGACUGAGAGGGAGAUCCAGAAACUGACUGAGAUACUCGGCAGACAGACGGGAAGGGACGCCUCCAGAGUGAAGCAGCUGGAAGAGAAGCUGUCAGCGGCCCGUCGGCUGCUGGCCCAGCUCAAAGCCCAGGAGCUGUCCGUCCAGGGAGAGCACAGGAAGGCUGACACACACAAGAAGAUGACUGAGUUUUAGAGCUCAGUUCCUCUCAAAGACUUGGAGGGUAAAGGGAAGCACUGCCUGCCUGAAAUAAACUUUUGUCCCUCGCCUGUUGUCAGCCACUCUGUUUUUUUAAGAAUGUUUUUUAGCAUCAUUUCUCAACGGCGUCAUGGAUUGGAGCUGGCGGUGAUGCUGAAGAUUCUCACUUUAUCUUCAAGGACUGAGCGGUUUAUUUUGUGUAAACAGUUGUUUGUUUUCAAAUUGUACAGUUCACAAUAAUGUUACAAACUAAAUAUUAUUUGGAUGAGCAUUUUGCUUCAGUGUAUUUUUGUGCCUGUAUUUUUCUUCAUAACCCUAAAAACCCCGUGUUUGAAGAA
Cottoperca gobio is the source of this 1928-nucleotide messenger RNA. It is a transcript of the gene zgpat, whose product is annotated as zinc finger, CCCH-type with G patch domain. Gene Ontology annotation, cellular component: nucleus. The record is from RefSeq and is a predicted model, not a curated record. The coding region runs from base 1 to 1587 and encodes 528 amino acids. Lineage: Eukaryota; Metazoa; Chordata; Actinopteri; Perciformes; Bovichtidae. The transcript is spliced from 6 exons. Gene Ontology annotation, molecular function: metal ion binding; DNA-binding transcription repressor activity, RNA polymerase II-specific; RNA polymerase II cis-regulatory region sequence-specific DNA binding. Gene Ontology annotation, biological process: negative regulation of transcription by RNA polymerase II.